AUGAAGCAAUCCUCGCAGCAGAUGCGCCUUUCCUGGAUGAUUCUAUCCAUGCUUCCGCUGGCUGCUGCCGUGAAGUUUAUGCAGGAGUCCGCGGUCGCAGGAGCCUUUGACGAGCUUCGCGUCGUGAAUGACCAUUACCUCAAUGGUUCCGCUGCGAUGGAUGUCACGGAUGUUCAGGCCUUGCAGAGCUCUUUGAUCACACGCUCCUCGCGGGAGCGAGGCAAUCUUUCCAGAGAUCAGGAUCUCGACUCGGCGGUUUCCGCGAAGAUUUUCCACGACAUCGCUGACGUCGUUGAUGACGUCAUUGACGGUGCCUCCAGUGCUGCGAACACGCUGAAAUCCGCAGGGAUGGAAGUGGGCACUGCAAUUGGCAAUGCAGCCAUUGUGGUGGGGUCACACAUAAUCGAAGAAGCAAAAACCACGUAUGACAGUUUGCCGGGCCCCAUCAAGAAUGCAGCAUCACAGCUAGGAGAAGUGGCCGUGCGAGUCGGCAGUCUGGUACAAGACGCCGGGGCGGUGGUUGCAAAUGCUGCAGUUCACUUGGAAGGAGCUGUCUUGCACCAUGCGCAAGAAUCUGUCCAGCAAGGAGUAAAGUUGUCCAGUAAAGUGGGCGACCUCAUAACGGACAAGGAGACGUUGUUGGGAGGGGACGUCGUGAAGCUUGGGCACCUAGCUGCGGGCCUGGCUUCAGGGACCUGGAGUAGCAUCAAGGAUGCUGUCAGCUGCUGGAGCGACGCGACAUCGCUAUGUCUGCUUCUGCUCUCCGACCAGUGCGAUUGCAGUGCCUCAAGCCAUGUCACAGUCUCUUUGGAUGGCGUCUCCCUGAGGUGUGUUUUCUCCAAAACCUCCAAGUUUUCCAAAGGCUAUGUCUUCACACCCGACAGCAGCAAGAAGGCGUCCGCUGACAAAGCCGGCAGUGGCAAGUUGACAUUGCCCGGCCGGGACUUCGUGCAGGCUCACAAACAGCGUGGCCAAGUCCUGAAGCCCCGCGUCGCCUUGAAAACGAAGAAGUCUCUGUUUCCUUCAGGCUCCUGUGAGUCCAGCUUAGAGUUGGCCUUCGAGGGAGCUGUGCAGUUUGAGCCCGACAUUGCAGUCAACGUCAAGUUCAACGGCGACGCCGAGUUCAACAUCAAGGGUUUGGUGCGCGCCAGCAUCGAUGCACUGGCCACGGCUCAGGGAGGCUGUGCCCUGCGCGCUGGGAAGAAGUUUCCAACCAAGCCGAUCAGGAAGGUGAUCUGCGUCAAGAUGUUCUGCCUGCUCAUCUUCAUGCAAAUGAAGGCCGAGGUAGAGAUGGUCGGUGUUCUCACCGGGACAGUUGAAGUGGGAGCCUCCGUGGACUUCGACAUCGAAGGCACGGUUACAGUCAAUGCCAAGGGCGAUGCCGACGUGUCCUUCUCCAACCCAUCCAUCACGCACGAGGAUGGCUUUGCGAUUGGUGCGAGUGCCUUUGGCUCCGUGCGCGUGGGUGCGGGGCCGAUGAUAACAGUUUGGCCAAUGCCUGGAGCUCCUGUGAACUUCAACCCUAUGUUCCAUGCUGAGUCAAGAGCCCAGGGCACGCUGAGCUUCCAAUCGGGCUUCUCUCUCCUCCAGAACUCUCAGGAAACCCUUGGUUCGUGGAACGGGACUUCGGAGCUCCAGAUCGGUUCUCAUCGAGCUUUGGCUGGCUCGAACGUGGGUGGACCCGAGCUCCACAUGUGCGGGGCAGCAGCAUUGAACGUCUACGCGGACGCCGACCUCACAGCCUUUGCGCUGCCGCCAUCAAUCGGUUUUUCAACCGAUGCGCUCAAGGAAAGCAUCGAGGAUGCCAUCAUGACCAGUGCAGCAAUGCUGACCUUCGCGUUCGGUGCCGGUUCGUCAUGCAUUGGCUGGUCGGCAGAGCUUAAAAACUCAAUUCAUGAUGCGGCGAUGGAAGCGGCCUCUGCGAUUACGGGUCUCAUCCCUGACCUGCACCUCGAUUUCACAGGCUUCAAGCCAAUUCAGAUCAUUGAGCCCAAGAAGCUGUACUGCACGGAAGCAUACAAGACACCGGGAUUCGAUACAGCCGCCUGUGCGGCGGACCUGGGGUGCAAGCAUGCUGGCAGGCCGCCUGACCCCGAGAAUGAGAUUCCGCCGCCCGAGCAAGUAUCAGAAUAUGUGAAGUGGACUGCGGCAGCUUCAGAUUGCUCCUGGUUUCCCAUGGGAGAUCGGUUCAUAGACGUCGGCAAGUGGCGCUUGGCGGCCAUCAAUGAUGACCUCUUCUUGAUCUCGCAUAUUGACCGCUUCUCUGCUCAGAUCCUUUUUGCUGACGGCACCGUUCUCGCUGGACCGCACAAACACUGGUGCUGCUGGGGGAGGCCGCGGGGAGAGUCCAAAGGAAUCAAGUUUGGCUUCCAGUUCAUCCAGAUCGGCAACUUUCGCCUGGGUGCUGUGGAUGACACCCACUUCUCCAUUUCGCAUGUCGGGGGUGUGACGCAGCAGCUCUUCAGGAGUGAUGGCACGGUCUUCCAUGGACUGAAGGACAGGGCAACUUCAACAUUCGAUCGCCCCGAGGGAGCUCCUUUGGGUAUCAGCAUCGGGGACAGGUUCCUGCAGUUCGGAAACUUCCGACUUGGGGACGACGACGGCUGGAAUUUCCUGGUGACGCAUCGAGUGAGUUGGCAAACUAUCCAGCUAAUCCACAAGGAUGGAACGACGGCAUAUAACAGGGGCACAUCAUAUACCUCUCGAGUGAUCGGUCGAAAGCUCACUCCAUGGACAUGCCCCGAUAUCACGGAGCAGGCGUAUGGAGCCUGCAACCCGGACUUCGGAUCGUGGGGGGAUCGAUUCAUCCAGCUUGGCGAGUGGCGCUUGGCGGCCACGGAUGCCACGCACUUCUCCAUCUCGCACAAGGAUGGCAAGACAGCCCAGAUCUACCGCAGCGACGGGACGCUCCAUCCUGGGCCGCGCAGCGAUCAGAACGCCUGGGGCAGACCUGUCGGCUUUCCCCAUGGCAUCACCUUUGGGCCGGGCUUCAUUCAGAUCGGAAACUUUCGCCUGGCAGCCAUGGAUGCGACCCACUUCAGCAUAUCACACCGAAACGGGCAGACGAUCCAAAUCUACAGGAGUGAUGGGACGCUACAUCCAGGACCGAGGCACGACAAGAAUGCAUGGACCUCAUCACUCAGUGCCGGUCCUCCCGCGGGCAUCACGUUUGGGGACCGGUUCAUACAGCUUGGAAACUUCCGGAUCGGGGAUGCCGAUGGCAGGCACUUGCUUUUGACUCACAGCGGCGGUCACUCCAUUCAAAUCUUCAGGGACGACGGCACGGUGCACCCGCACACAGGACUUUCGUGGACCCCGCAGGUCAACGACCGGUACCCUCAGUGGCAUUGCGGCAGUAUCCACGAUAUCUUGGGCACUUGCCCAGGCAUCACCGCAGGUGAUGACUUUUUGCAGCUGGGGGACUGGCGUCUGGGGGCCAUUGACUUCAAGCACUUCUCUGUGUCGCACCGCGGCCACAAGACUGCACAGAUCUAUCGUGAUGACGGGACCCUGCAUCCCGGCCCCCGCACAGACUGGAGCAGCUGGGACCGUGAGCCCAAGAACGCCCAUAGCAAAGUGGCCUUCGGAGAUCGCUUCAUCCAGUUCGGCCAUUGGCGGAUCGGUGAAGUAGACAACACCCACUUCUCCGUCUCCCACAGCCAUGGCAAAACUGCGCAGAUCUUCCGUGCGGAUGGCACUUUGCACAUGGGGCCGCGUACUGAUUUCAACUUGUGGCAUGAUCGUCAUGUAGGUCCGCCAUUGGGCAUCACGUUUGGUGAUCGCUUUGUGCAGAUUGGCAACUUUCGAGUCGGAGACAUCGAUGGAAGGCACUUUUCUGUGGCCCACGUGGAUGGUCAAACCAUUCAAAUCUUCAGAGAGGACGGAAGGCUUUUCUCAGGCCCAAGGCAGGAUUUCACGACCUUUGGUCGUGGACUGCUGGAGUGCACGGUGCUGUAG
Symbiodinium natans is the source of this 3957-nucleotide messenger RNA. The record is from the annotation of a GenBank genome assembly. NCBI's taxonomy places the organism in Eukaryota, Dinophyceae, Suessiales, Symbiodiniaceae.